Molecule: messenger RNA, 1140 nt
Organism: Saprolegnia diclina VS20
Lineage: Eukaryota; Oomycota; Saprolegniomycetes; Saprolegniales; Saprolegniaceae
Product: AP endonuclease 1
Exons: 4
Coding region: 22-1104 (360 amino acids)
Biological process (GO): base-excision repair
Cellular component (GO): nucleus; mitochondrion
Molecular function (GO): zinc ion binding; DNA binding; phosphoric diester hydrolase activity
Source: RefSeq, a predicted model, not a curated record
GUGCAACCUGCCACAUCGAGAAUGCGGCGAAGCUUGUGCGUCUUGGCCCGCAAGGCGCCAUCCAUCGGGCCAAGCAUGGCAAUGGCAGAUACAUCAGUGCCCAAGAAGGCAAAUACGGUGACGCGCUCGGCUAUCCCGCCCAAGGAGUCCAAGGUCGCUGCCAAGCGCCUGGCCAAGGAAGCGGCGGUUGCCAGCGACCGCGCGCAGAGCCUCGCAACGCUCCAGGCUCGUCGAGAAGCAACAAUGCACACGAACAAGCUUCUUGGCGCGCACGUUUCUAGCGCAGGUGGCUUGGAGAACGCGGUCUUUAACGCAGCAAAGAUCGGUGCCCGGGCAUUCGCACUCUUCACGCGGUCCCAGCGCACGUGGGCAUGCAAACCACUGGAGCCGGCAACGAUUGACGCGUUUAAACAAGCGAUGCGCGACUUUGGCUACGCUCCGGGCGAUGUCGUGCCACACGGAAGCUACCUCCUCAACUGCGGAUCGCCCGACGACGCGACGCUCGCAAAGAGCCGCGCGGGGCUCCUCGAUGAAGUCUUGCGCUGUGAGCAACUCGGUCUCUCGCUCUACAACUUCCAUCCGGGCUCGACGCGCGGCGCCAUCUCGAUCGACGCGUGCUUGGACCGGAUCGCCGAGAGUAUUGCGGGCGUCUUGCAGGCGACGUCUCGCGUGACCAUCUUGGUUGAAAACAUGAGCUGCCAAGGCUCGACGAUUGGUGGCCACUUUUCCGAGCUGCGCGGCAUCCUCGACCGUAUUCCAGCGCAGCACGCCGACCGCAUUGGCGUGUGCUUGGACACGUGCCACGCCUUUGCCGCGGGUUGGGACAUCAAAGACGCGUACGAGGCGACAAUGACGACGUUCGACGAGACGGUCGGCUUGCAGUACCUCAAGGCGCUGCACCUCAACGACUCGAAAGGCGUGCUUGGCUGCCACGCCGACCGCCACGAAGCCAUUGGCAAGGGCCACAUUGGACUCGGCGCCUUUGAGCUGCUUAUGAACGAUCCGCGCUUCAACGAUGUUCCGAUGAUCCUCGAGACGCCGGUCGUUGAUGACGAGGCGUAUGCAGCCGAGAUUGCACUUUUGUAUAACCUUUGCAAACGAUAAUUGUGUCGCUGUAUCUACCGUACGCUUGGCGGCGAC